Messenger RNA from Prunus armeniaca (apricot), 234 nucleotides. Lineage: Eukaryota; Viridiplantae; Streptophyta; Magnoliopsida; Rosales; Rosaceae. The record is from the annotation of a GenBank genome assembly.
AUGGCAAAGUACCGAGACCAUCCUAAUUGGUACCAUGCCACAAUGCAAGUCCAGCAUUUCUUGCAACAAUGCAGGGCUUGCGAGAACCCUGAGUCGAUAUUUAGAGAAGCGUUCGAAAUGUUUUUUAUGCAGGGUAAUGUGGAAGCAUUGUAUGAGAUGCGCAUUGCAGCCACGACAGGCCAUAUGGAAGCGGCAUAUUUAGUUGGACUACCUGGCAUGUCUGGAAUUGGUUAG